This is a messenger RNA of Lycium barbarum (goji berry), 1941 nucleotides long. RefSeq lists its product as uncharacterized. Gene Ontology annotation, cellular component: cytosol. Bases 111 to 1721 code for a protein of 536 amino acids. Gene Ontology annotation, biological process: GMP biosynthetic process. The record is from RefSeq and is a predicted model, not a curated record. The transcript is spliced from 6 exons. Gene Ontology annotation, molecular function: GMP synthase (glutamine-hydrolyzing) activity; ATP binding; GMP synthase activity. Lineage: Eukaryota; Viridiplantae; Streptophyta; Magnoliopsida; Solanales; Solanaceae.
UCCUUUUGCCCCACCAAAACCACAAAUUAUGUCCCUAUAAAAACAUCAUCUUCCCGCCAUUCCUAAACCCUGACAUAAACCCUAGCCCCCAUUUCUCUGUAUCCCCAACAAUGGAACCUCAAACACAUACCAAGAACCCUAACCUCGUACUAAUCCUAGAUUAUGGUUCUCAAUACACCCACCUUAUAACUCGUCGAAUCCGAAGUUUAUCUGUAUUCUCUCUGUGUAUCAAUGGCACGUCUUCUUUAAACGCCAUUAAAGAACUGAACCCACGUGUCAUUAUCCUAUCAGGUGGACCCCACAGUGUGCAUGCUGACGGGGCACCAUGUUUCCCAUCUGGUUUUAUUGAGUAUGUUGAGAAAGAAAAGAUAGUUGUUCUUGGUAUUUGUUAUGGGUUGCAAUUGCUUGUUCAGAAACUUGGUGGGGUUGUUAACAUUGGUGACAAACAUGAGUAUGGGAGAAUGGAAAUUGAGGUGAAUAAUAAUAAGGGGUUGUUUGGGAAUAAGGAGGUUGGUGAUAAACAGGUUGUUUGGAUGAGUCAUGGUGAUGAGGCUGUGAAAUUGCCCCAAGGUUUUGAGGUUGUUGCGAGGAGUAAUCAGGGUGCUGUUGCUGCUAUUGAGAAUCGCGAAAGGCGGUUUUAUGGGCUGCAGUAUCAUCCUGAGGUGACGCACUCGAUUGAAGGGAUGGAAACAUUACGACACUUCCUAUUUGAUAUUUGUGGGGUUACAGCAGGCUGGAACAUGGAAGAUGUUCUGGAGGAUGAAAUAAAAGUUAUUAAAGCCAUGGUAGGACCUGAAGAUCAUGUCAUUUGUGCUUUAUCUGGCGGUGUUGAUUCCACUGUUGCAGCUACUGUGGUACACAAGGCUAUUGGAGACAGGCUUCACUGUGUUUUUGUUGAUAAUGGUCUAUUAAGGUAUAAGGAGCAAGAAAGGGUGAUGGCAACCUUUGAGAGUGACCUCCAUUUGCCUGUUACCUGUAUUGAUGCUACAGAAGAAUUUCUCAGCAAACUAAAAGGUGUAACAGAACCUGAAAUGAAAAGGAAAAUAAUUGGGAAGGAGUUCAUCAACAUAUUUGAUAUUUUUGCCCGUGAUUUGGAGAAAAAAGUGGGAAAGAGACCUACUUACCUAGUCCAAGGAACCUUGUAUCCUGACGUAAUAGAGUCUUGUCCCCCACCUGGAAGUGGAAGAACACAUUCUCAUACGAUCAAGAGCCAUCAUAACGUUGGCGGGCUCCCAAAGGACAUGAAGCUGAAGCUCAUCGAGCCACUGAAACUUUUAUUCAAGGAUGAGGUUCGUGCAUUGGGAAAGAUUAUGAAUAUACCUGUGGCUUUUCUUAGGCGCCACCCGUUUCCUGGGCCGGGACUCGCUGUCCGAAUUCCAGGAGAUGUCACAGCUGGGAAUUCCUUGGAUAUUCUUCGUCAGGUUGAUGAGAUCUUCAUUCAAUCAAUCAAAGAUGCUGGAAUCUAUGAUGAAAUUUGGCAAGCUUUUGCUGUCUUCUUACCAGUGAAAACCGUUGGAGUACAAGGAGACCAAAGAACACAUUCCCAUGCUGUUGCACUUAGAGCAGUCACAAGUCAAGAUGGAAUGACCGCAGACUGGUACUACUUUGAUUUCAAGUUCCUCGACGACGUAUCAAGAAAGAUUUGCAACAGUGUUCGUGGUGUAAAUCGAGUUCUUCUGGAUAUUACAUCAAAGCCUCCAUCAACAAUCGAGUGGGAAUGAUUUAUUCUAAAGAAUGCCAUAUUUGGCGAUGAUUCUAGGAUUCUUUUGCUUCUCUUUUUAUUGUUGGGGGUGCGAAAGUGAGGGUGCAAAACAGGAGGUGGGCAAGUCCAUAAAACAAGUUUAGGUCCUUUUGUUGUAUGGUAGAACUUGUUCUUUUCAAGGGAAGUGCUCUCAACGUUUUGUAUUUUCCUGAUUAUAUUGAUGCCAAUUUUACUCAAAA